GUAAACAGGAGGAAGCGGAAACAAAAGAGGUUUCACAAAAACACAAACACAUCGCGGACUGUAGAAGUACUCAGGGAACAACCGUCAGCAAUAAUAUUGCAGUUCCAGUGAGGAGCGAGUGGACGUGAGCUGAGGAGCAACCCGCCCCUUCACCAUGGCGCUGAAGAGAAUACAGAAGGAGCUGCAUGACCUGCAGAGAGACCCUCCAGCACAGUGCUCCGCUGGACCAGUGGGCGAUGACUUGUUUCAUUGGCAGGCGACCAUAAUGGGUCCGGGGGACAGUCCUUACCAAGGAGGAGUUUUCUUUCUCACAAUCCACUUCCCCACCGACUACCCAUUCAAACCUCCAAAGGUAGCAUUUACAACUAAGAUUUAUCAUCCAAAUAUCAACAGCAAUGGGAGUAUCUGUUUGGACAUUCUACGGUCUCAGUGGUCUCCAGCACUUACGGUGUCUAAAGUUUUAUUGUCCAUAUGUUCAUUGCUUUGUGAUCCAAACCCAGACGACCCUUUAGUUCCAGACAUAGCACACAUGUACAAGAACGACAAAGAAAAAUACAACAAACAAGCAAAAGACUGGACCCAGAAGUAUGCCAUGUAAAGAAAAGAAAAAAAGAUGAAGAAAAAACAUGCUGAGAAUCUUUCUUUUUCCUUCCUUUUUUGAAGUUCCAACACUGUAAAUUAUAGUAAGGAAUCAUUGAGUAAUCGUGGGUAACUUCAAUCAGACUGAACUGUCAUUAACAUAAUUAAUAAUCUGAGAACAUGACAUUUACAUUCUUUGUUUUUUGAAAGGAGAGCAGAUGAGAAAAACUGCCUGUGGUCAUUUCACAGAGGCCGUGACAUUUAAAAGUUUGGCAUCGUGUUCUUUUCAUCAAAGACAUUUUAUUUCUCAAACAAGUUUAUUUCAAGUUGCUUUCCAGCAUUUUUGAAGUAAAACUAGUGGAUUGUAGGACAUAACGUAUGCCGCUCAGUGGCGAGUGGCGAGCCUUUUGGUCAGAGGAGCUGAGUGCAGCGGGGCGGUGUACGUUUUAGACGAACCGCCCGGAGUCCCUGCUGCGCCCAUCGGCAUUCAGCAAGGAGCACACCGAACCGUGGAGUUGUGGGACGGGGAAUGCCAAAUAUGUAAGCCCCUCAUUCUGACACACGUCAUGCCGUCGGUGGAGGAGUUCUUUUUUUUUUUUUUUGCAUCUUGUAGCAGAUGAAGUGAAAUGAAACGAUGUACUGUUGCAGUUACCCUGAAAAUGGGAGCAAUGACAAGUAACGUAUUACUGUCUUCUUAUUAUUGUUAUGAAUUGUAUAGUAUUAAAAUCCUCUGGGAGAUUUCAUUUAAAUUAGAGUUAUCACAAUGUAAAUCUGUCAUUAAAAUGAUGUGCUCUUUCCCCCUGAGAAUAGCAGUGAUGGCUUUACACAGGCACAAAGAUCAUAUUUUGAACCCAGUCAGGCCUGUACCUAAGGGGUGAAAUGUGUCCUUCUGUUUGACCUCCAGUCUGUAUAUCUAUCUUUGCUAUUGAAAUGGUAAAAAUCUAAGUGUGUCUGUGUGUGUGUGUACAGAAGCCUGUGUGGCACCUUUUGUACUGAAUUAAAGAAUGGUACAGUUUUUAUCACCGA
Messenger RNA from Cyclopterus lumpus (lumpfish), 1605 nucleotides. RefSeq names its product ubiquitin-conjugating enzyme E2D 1b (gene ube2d1b). Gene Ontology annotation, molecular function: ubiquitin conjugating enzyme activity. The transcript is spliced from 7 exons. Gene Ontology annotation, cellular component: nucleus. The record is from RefSeq and is a predicted model, not a curated record. The coding region runs from base 155 to 598 and encodes 147 amino acids. NCBI's taxonomy places the organism in Eukaryota, Metazoa, Chordata, Actinopteri, Perciformes, Cyclopteridae. Gene Ontology annotation, biological process: protein polyubiquitination; ubiquitin-dependent protein catabolic process.